UUAUAAACAUAAAAUCUAUUUUAUCUGGUGGUUAUUAUCACAGUUUAUUUUUGUGUUUGCGUUCUGUGUUUAUUUUAUAUUUGUUACGAGUUGAAUAAGAGCUCAUUUUAAUGGAUCAAGAGAUUAAUGCGGAGGCGGUUGAACUCCCUGAACCUAAAUUCAACUUCUUACCAUGCAUGGCUCCAGGAAUUUCUGUGCUUGCAUCUAGUAAGAUUGAAGAGCCCAAAAACGAACCAAAAUUAUUGAUGUCCAUCCAGGCUAAACCGCAAAAGGUAUUCCAUUGCGAAAAACAGACGGAUUCCACACACCAAGGAUCGUUGACUCUCGAGGAAGGGGUGGAGGAAUCACUUGGCGAAAGUCUUGUGGAACUCAAAGGAGUUUCCGAAGAAGUUAGCGGCUUGAGGCUACGUGUAAAUCGGAUUAAUCGCCUACUUGGCACCAAUAUACCGGACUGUCCAACUAUCGAUCUCUGCGAAAGCGAACAACUAUUUUUGACGAAGCCCGAAGAGGUCCAUCCCGAGAUCCUUCAAAUGCAGAUUGCAAGUAAAAAACUUGCUCAUCAACUGAUUCAGCUGCAACUGGCCCAAAAAGCAGCAGAUAAGGCCAUCCGAAUUGUACGGAGCGAUCACUGCAGGAAUAAGAAAUUAGAUAUACAUUUACAGAGAAAAAUUCAGGAGCUUAACUCCUUUAGGCUGACAUUCGAGAAAUACCAAGGACUAUGCCUGCAACGAUUUAGAUUCCUAGAAGAAGACAAAUACUGUGGCAGGGAAUUUGGAAAAUAUAUUAACAAAACGGCGGAGUUGGUCAAAAAUAACAGUAAUAAACUGGUGAUUAGGAAUGAGUAUGAGCCUUUAAGGAAAGAUGCCCUUAAAGUGAUAGAUAAUUUAAAGAGGGCGUCGGAGAACUUAAGGAACUAUUUGUCCGACGAGAUAACAAACAAAAAACAGGAACUUUUCCAGAUCGUAUAAAAUUGCAGUGUAUUUAUAUGGUAACGGCUAUAAAUAAACCUACAAAAGCCCUUAA
Molecule: messenger RNA, 1023 nt
Organism: Drosophila biarmipes
Lineage: Eukaryota; Metazoa; Arthropoda; Insecta; Diptera; Drosophilidae
Exons: 1
Coding region: 111-968 (285 amino acids)
Source: RefSeq, a predicted model, not a curated record